Molecule: messenger RNA, 6064 nt
Organism: Monomorium pharaonis (pharaoh ant)
Lineage: Eukaryota; Metazoa; Arthropoda; Insecta; Hymenoptera; Formicidae
Product: DEAD-box ATP-dependent RNA helicase 42
Exons: 2
Coding region: 2079-3212 (377 amino acids)
Source: RefSeq, a predicted model, not a curated record
UUGUGGAAAAGGAUUUUUAAUUCUGUAAAUACAAUUAAAAGAUUAGUGAAUUAGAAAUAAUCAAAAUAAUCGUUAAGACAGGACAGGUUCGGCAUCCCCUUAAACGUUAAUUAAGAGUUUGAAUCUCCUCUCCUUGCCCCGAUCCCUAGGGAUAAAUCGGACACCUGCUGCGCAACAAACAACCUCUUUUUUUCGCCUCGUUUUCGAGUCGCGUGAAUCUCGAUCGUAUGGCGCAAGUAAUCCGACGGUUAGCGAGGAUUGAGAUACCACUUUGAUAUUCGUGGUACAUAUUCUCCUCGAGCUUAUCACGUUUCGAGAAGUAAUAAACGCUACGCGCGGAGCGAGGCCGUCCGCUCGCGGUCGGGACGGGAAUGAUAACGAGGCGACCUUACGUAAACACGGCGCGUAACGAAAACAAGGGUCGAGUGCCGCCCCAACCGCCGUCUGGUCACCGGCAAUGUCAACCGGUAAUAUUCGCCUAAUGCUGGCCAGGUCGGACACUUGGCUCGCCUGCUAAAAUACCCGCGUCUCUCGUAAAAAAAAGAAAAAAGAGAAAGAAACGAAGAACAGGCACUGCCGGCUGGUUGGUCGUUGAUUAAAACGCGACGAUUGACCAGAGCUAUUUCUUUUCUUUUCCUUUGUUUCGCUCUCGCGAAUGCUGGUUAGAAAGUAUUUUAGCUCGCGAGGGCCACUUUAGCUCUUCUGUUGUCGUUGUAUAUGUUAUACUUACUUACACCGUAGCAUCCUUGUACAUCAUCGUACGCAAACGACCGGACGAGCAGGUUAGGUUAGGUUAGGUUGUCCGACUCACUCUCGAUUCACUCGUUCGUACGUGAAUUCACUUGAAAUGAAGGAUGAGACAUGAAAUUCCAACGGAUAUUCGAUCUCGCCGAUUCCGACGGCACCGACUGAUUCUCGAAAACGGAAACGGCCCGCUGGAGUCACCAAAGAAAGAUUAGUUCAGUUACCUGAUGGAUAUCGACGGAACGAGGAACGCGAAUGCACCGUCGGACGAGCGAACCGAAACGCAACGCACUUCACUUCCCGCGUAUUUCCCCUCCACUUUUCGUACCCCGCGCGGACUAACGGACACAUCCCACGGUCACCGCCGUUGUAAUCGCGAUAUUCGCCUCCGGAAGUAGUCACGAGACGCACGAGAGGCUCGGACAUCGUCCUCGAGAUUUCUCAGUUAGCACGUCGACGAAAGUCGAGGAAGAACGCAAGAGAGAGCACCUUCGGUCAAGCGACGGACGUUUACGGUCUGAAGCGCGACGUGCGUCGAACGCGACGCACUUCACGAUACUGAACACCUUCCGCGUACUUCACGCGCGAGACGUCCCGCCACUUUUCACACCCCGCGGGCUAAUGUGCACAUCGCCAAGAUCGUCAUUGUUGUCUCGCGGCGUUCGCCUCUGGACGGACGGACGGAAAGCCGCGCGAUCGCGAAACGGAUAAUGCGACUCCGCGUGUCCGCGACGUCGCGUCGCCCGACGGGAAAUAACGGGGAACGGCUUGCGAAGGAGUCACCUUCGCUCCGCUCGAUUCCGACACUCGUGUUUCGUACGCGGAAACGACGCGGAGCGCAAACGACACGACCCCACGCCCGUGUCUUCGCGACGUAACUGACUCGCUUGUGAAUGCGAACGGUGGAGGGGGCAAAAAUUAUAGGAGCGCCCAGUAGGCGAUUGGUCUAUUUGCAAAUCAGCAUUUCGUGGAAAAAAGUCCAGUCGAAGCGCCGCGCGCGAAUCUUCGUGACGAUCUCUGUGGCGACGGAACAUAAUCUCGGACGGACGUCAACACUCGAAGUCAACCCGGCCAGCUGAACGACUUCUACGAGAAAUCCCGAUCGGAAAGAUCCGUCACUGCCUCGGACCUCGGACUGGAAAAUUCACCGAAGAUUGAGACCAAGAGAUUGGAUUAAACCUAGACGCUCGACAUCAUAACCUAAAAAGAAACUUCACAAACGGAACACGUCAAAGUUGGAUUCAAUCGUUUCCACUGGUGCCGAAUACGAAGUUUACUCCAGUGAGAACGUUCUCCAAGAAAAGAACUCUGCAGAAACUCACAAUUGCAACAGUAUGAAUCUACGAUUAAUCGCAACUGAUGACACGGGCACGAUAUUUGAAAAUUGUUACGGGUACCACAUUGACUCCCGGAUGAGGACAAGCUCGAGUAAGUCGACGAAAACGUGCGACAACCGUCAGCGUGACAUCGAGGUCGCCUCGAGAGAAGUCGAUUCGACAAGAAUCGGACGUCCGAUCGGAUCGGGCAUCGAAACGGGGCAUCGCUGUGACGAAAUCAUCGACGAAGAUCUGUCAUCGGAAGCGAACGGCAGUCGUUCACUUGGGCGCGGAAAAACAGAAACGUCGGCAGGUGGGGCACGUAGCGACGACGGUACAAGAAAUACCGACACGGUGGCAGAAAGAAUACGCGAGAAACGUGACAAUAAUCCGCAUCAGCGCGAACUCGAGGGCGAGGUCGAAGAUAAGAACCGGCAAGAUCGCCGCUCGGCUCAACGUGAUGUGCAAGAAGAAACGAACAGAUCGCAGAUCGCGGCUGAAAAAAGAAGAGCAGGCAGAGAUACGGGGGACGCGAUGGCGGCAGCAGUGGCGGCGGUGGAGGAAAAGAAAGAAGGAGAAAAGAAGGUGGAAGGCGACGGCGAACGCAGAAAUCCCGGUGAAAAUCCUUAUCAACAAUGUCGCGGGAAAGAACGCGAGACGCGAUUGUCGGAUAGCAACGCGGAGAAGAUCGACCGAUUGGAUCGAGUCGAGGAGAGGAGCGUUAGGAUGGAGACGUCGAGGAAACCGGCCAAAAGGCUCGAGCGGGAUGAGCACGGUCGACGCGAUCAACGCGAAAACGAGAAGAACCCGGCUGCUCGCCAAAAUAGGAAGAAAGAGGAGCGGGAUAAGGACGGGGAGGCAGACGCGACGCCUCUAAGUAAGAGUAAGGAUCCUGCAAGUAAAAGGACGACGGACUCGCCUGGCGACGCGGAAAAGGGACGCUCCGCCCUUAAUGAAGAGGGAAAACUUCCUGUGAGCAACAGAAGGCACAAAGAAGCGUCAACCGAGCGAGGAAGCGGCUCUAAGGAGACGGGGGAACGGACAGCUGGUAAGUGUACACUCAUCCAAAAUACAGCACAGAUUAUGAAAAGAAAUGAGACGUUACAUCUUCCGAUCCGAAAGACAAAGUUAAAAUUAGUACGUUUGACAUGAAGCACCAUUGAUGAGACGCGAACGCAUGUUUAGAGCUAAUUGAGAUCGCUGCCAGCAGUCCUCCCGUAUUGCCAUUGCAAAUCGUAUCAUUCGCGUACCGCGGCACAACGCGAUCGAAUCUCGUUUAUACCGAACUUCGACUAUAGUAAGAGCCCUGUUUCCCGUACAGACCCUUCAAAUCCGAUCGAGUACCAAUUAUCGAACGCGCACUUUGUGGAGCUCGGCUGGACCCGAUUGCCGGAUACCAAAAUCAUGAGAAAGAUCGUGCAAUAUGAAGCCAAACCGGCGAAGCCCGGCCUAGAUUGGUAGGUGAUAUCCAAACGUGAAAAACGAUACGAACGUAAAGACCCGGCAUAGAUUGGUAGGUGAUAUCCAGACGCGAAAAAUGAUACAAGCGCAAAAUACGAAUACUUCAAAUAGUACGUAACGAGCUUGUUACUCGUUUACUAUCGCGAAGCUUAUAUUUCACGAAUUUAAGUCUAAUGUCGUAGAAUUAACACGCUCUGAUAUUUUUAAUUAAUUAGCGAAAUUAAUUUAUUAAAAACAUAUUAAUUUAACUUAAAUGAUUAUCGUUGAUCGGGUAAAUUAGUGGGCCAGGCGCUAAUGAAUUGCGUUAAAGCAGCUUGGAAAUAAGGCAGGCUAAAUAAACCGGCUUAAUAGCGGGCUAAAUAAAUUAUGUUGCAGCCAACUUUGCACCUGAUUAGUUACUAACGGGUAAACAAUUAGGCUGACGAAUAAAGUUAAUGGGACGGCAUCACAAACAAGCAUGCAUUUUAAUCUGCCGUAACGAGAGUCAUGUGAUAUUGUGUAAUUAAUCGGUAAACGAUGCAGUAAUUUGUUUGAACGUUAGGUUCAAAAAAUACAGGCACCGAGGCGCGGAAUAUUACGACGAUGGAUUAACGCUGUUUUCGAGAUUCCAUCCCGAUGGUUCUGGCGAGUUGUUUUAUCCCAACGGUGUAUUGGCUGUUAGAGUCUACAGGCCAGAAAACCGGAAAUGUAAUUGAUUAAUCGCAUAAUGCAGUUUAUACUGAGUAUUUCCAUUAUUAUCGAAUAUUGUCACAAAUUUAACUCCCAUAGGUCCACAUUUGUCGACCUGUUUUUUUUUUCCAGGAAAACGGAAUGCAUUGUCCAUUAUUCUGACUUAAUUUGUGUUAAUACGCGUGUACAUAACAAUUUACGCUCCUUAAUUUACAUUAUUGUUAUAUUGAUAUAUCUAAAGCCCAGAUUUUAUUAGAAACAAAAUUUUUAUUUUUGAUAUUAUACAAAACUCUCAAGCACCUUUAACAUAUUGAAACACUAUUGUGUCUGCUUCUGUCAUCUGACUGAUAUUCGGUAAUUCUGAAAUUUCCUUGCGCGAUUUACUCUGCGCGUGCACAUAAAUGGAGCACAUAAUAUAGUUAAAUUACGAAUUUAUCGUUGUCAAUCGAAACGUUGAAAACAGAUCGAGAUAAUGGUACUCUUAGAUUGUAAAAUAUUUGGCAACUUUGGCAACCGUCUGGCGAAAGCGUUUCGAUUCACGACGCUCGCAUUCGUAAAUACCAAUUCUCAGACUGACUUUCGAACGGACUUAAAAAAAUCGCUGCUAUCGAUUUCAAGACGAUAUGUAUACUGUGUUCACGCCAGGAGGCAAAGACGCAUUGGCGAUCGAGAGGGAGUCUCAGAUCUUGGCGAUAUUCGACACCAUGGGAUACGGCGUCGUUUUCGACAUGGACGGCGCGGCGAGGUUCGCACGGAAAAAGAAUUUACAAAAGAAUGUUUAAUUACUGUCAAGGUGGCGCUCUCUCUCGCUCGCCAAUUCAGGACUCCAAUUACUUGUGCAGGCUGUCCUACAACCAGAUCGGAGGAAUUUUUACGGACAAUCCCGCCGGUCUGCCCCUCGUUUGGACUUGGAAUACGAAUCCGAGGGAGUCGAUACUCGAGACUGUGUACACGGUGUGUGAACGAAUGAUGUUUAUCGGGGUUUUUUCCCACUUCCCUCGGUAUAGAUUUUCGAUCAAUCAAAUGAAUAAGCGAACGGAGUUAAAACCUUUUAUCCAUUUUAACUUCUUCGUCGGAUUAAAAAUAUGUAAAGACGUAACUUUUACGUGUGUGUCAUUCCUCAAAUUUUUAAAUAAAAUAGCAAACAUAUUCGGCUUAAGAAUUUGCUUAUAAAAAAAUAAUACGGAAUUAACACGGAUAGUGAGAUGUAUUAUCUAAGAACUUUAAUAUUACAAAUGUUACUAUUUUGAUAAAUUGUAUGAAACGAAAUGAAAGAGCGAUUUUGUUUAAUCGCAGGAAGAUCAAAUGAAUUUAGUCGAUCAAAUGAAAUUUUUCCCACCGAAUGAUAAAUCGGCGGAAAGGUGAGACGCGCUUUCAGAGACUUAUGUACAUAUAUGGAGCAACGAUGUUUGCACGCAUGUUCCGAUUACGUUUGAUUGGCUUCACAGUUCCGGAAAUGUUAAGACACCGAUAUCACCGUCCGGCUCGAGAAAUAAGGAAAAGAAGGUCGCCGAAGUGCAGAAACCUGUUGUCGAGGAACGACAAGAAGAGGUCGGGAGCAAGUAUGUCAAGCAAAAAAGUAGAACGAAUUCUAUCCAAACAAAGCAUUCUAAUUACGCCACGUAUUACCGUUCUGGAAAUUACAGCAAUUGCGCACGUAUAUUUUGUUAAGUGCAUCUUCUUCGUUCAGGAAUAUAUUAUUCUACUUAAAAUGCCUCAUACGAAUUAGAUAUUAGAUUAUGCAAGUUGCAAAUUAAAUUGACGCAUUACAUAUAACCUCUGUUCCGUUAAUAUCUGCAAUUAAUAUAUUAUCAAUAUCUUCAGAUUGAACGGCAACCAAAAUUUUCCUAAAGAAGACAUUUAUCCCAUAAAAA